Messenger RNA from Gongylonema pulchrum, 669 nucleotides. The record is from the annotation of a GenBank genome assembly. Lineage: Eukaryota; Metazoa; Nematoda; Chromadorea; Rhabditida; Gongylonematidae.
AUGCUUAUGUCAUCCACACUGCCGACAAAUUUUUACGAUCAGCCACCAGCACAGAGUUGCUACUCGCAAAAUUUCGUGAAUCAUCCAGCCGUUGGGGCAUCGCAAACAGGAACUAAUCUUCUACAUGCAACCAACGUGACACGAAAGCAGACUUGCCACGUUAACGGCAGUAAUUUUCUGCAAAUUGGGAAGAUUCCGCCUCCCAGGCCGAAACCACCUACCAUCAAACAGACAUCCUGUAAUAACAAACAGCAAAGUGCAACAGCAGCAACAGCAUCAUCAUCGCCUGCAGUGAAUUAUUCUGUGAAUGGUGUACAGGAGGGGCCAUCAACUUCCGCGCAAUCGAGAAUAUUGGCAGCGGACGCCUCACUAAACCAGGAUAAUUCGGACCCUUUUGAGAUCUCAAUGGCAGUGAAAGAUAUCGCACACCGAGGCCUGUACAGUGAGCUGUUCAGAGAAUUUCCUGCAUCGACGAGUUCUUCACCAGGUGGCUUAUCUGGACAAUCGGACCGGAAACAGCUUUAUAAUUCAAAGCUUUCACCACCUUCCGCAGGCUCUCUCGGCCAUAAUCAGUCUUCCUCGAACGCCACCAAUUCAUUAGCCACAUCUCUUGGUUUUACGCAACAGCCUGCUGGAAUUGGGGUAAUUCUUACGCUCUUCAGAUUGUGA